GAUCCUUUGGUUCUGUCUUCUGGAGCACAGCCUGAUUGGUGUGAAUAUCUGACAUAUUCAUGUCCAAUGAUUUUCCCGUUUGAGACAAGAAGUCUGUAUUUUACCUGCACUGCUUUCGGUGCAUCAAGGUCUAUUGUUUGGCUUCAGAAUCAAAGGGAUCUAGCUCUGGAGAGGAAUCGAGGUCCAUCACCUAGGCGUGAUGAUCCACAUGAAUAUCGCAUUGGUCGAUUGAAACAUGAGAGAGUGAAAGUACCUCGAGGAGGUCAGUUGCUGGAUUGGGCUAUUCAAGUACUGAAAGUUCAUGCUGAUCGAAAAAGCAUUUUAGAAGUAGAAUUCAAAAAUGAAGAAGGCACUGGCUUAGGUCCUACUUUAGAGUUCUUCACUUUAGUUGCUGCUGAACUACAGCGGAAGGAUUUAAGAUUAUGGCUGUGCAAUGAUGAUAUUAGAGAUUCUCAUUUUACAAUUAGUAUGGAAAAUGAAACAGUCAAACCUCCUGGUUAUUACAUAAGCAACUCAUAUGGUCUGUUUCCAGCACCACUUCCUCAAGAUUCCGAGAUAAUAGAAAGUGUUCAACGUUACUUUCAUUUUCUGGGAAUUUUCUUAGCUAAAGCUCUACAAGAUAAUCGCCUGGUUGAUUUACCUCUUUCUCGUCCUUUUCUUAAACUGAUGUGCCAUGGGGAAGUGUUGAGCAAGAUGCGUGAUAGGGAACCUGCUCCUAAUCCAUCUGUUGCUGCCAUGGUUUCAUCAUUUACAGAGGAUGAUUUGUACGUUGUUUUGACAGAAGAACAGCUGAAAAAAAAUAAGAAGUCAAAAAAAUCGCUACCAGAGCCAUCAUGUGCCUGGUUUUAUGGCAUUCUGGGUUAUGAAGAUUUUCUUGAAGUUAAUGAGUUGCAGGCUAAAUUUUUAAGACAACUGCAAGAACUUGCAACCAAAAAACAUUGCAUCUUAGCUGAGAGAAGUCUUUCUAAAGAAGAUAGAAUAAAUCAGUUAAAGAAUUUGAGCAUUCCUAUGCCUUCUCCAAAUGGGUCCGGUAUGGCAGUUAAAAUCGAAGAUCUUGCGCUAACAUUUCAGUACUUUCCUCCAUCUGAAAUAUAUGGAUUUACUGCUGUAGAUUUGAAAGCAGGAGGUGAAAAUAUAGAAGUAACUCUUGAAAAUGUUGAAGAGUAUGUUGAAUUGAUGACAGACUUUUGUCUUCAUACUGGAAUUCGUAAGCAGAUGGAAGCAUUUAAAACUGGAUUCAAUCUCGUCUUUCCUAUGGAGAAACUUGGUGCUUUUAGUCCUGAAGAAGCAAGAUUAAUGCUUUGUGGUGAUCAAAAUCCAACAUGGACGAAAGAAGAUUUAUUGGCAUAUACUGAACCUAAACUUGGUUUUACACGUGAUAGCCCUGGAUUCCAAAAUUUUGUGAACGUUUUGGUGAAAAUGGAUGGAGCUGAAAGGAAAUCUUUUCUUCAGUUUGCUACUGGGUGUUCAUCAUUGCCACCUGGUGGUUUGGCUAAUUUGCAUCCUAGAUUGACUGUUGUGCGCAAAGUUGAUGCUACUGAUGGGAGUUACCCAUCAGUUAAUACUUGUGCCCAUUACCUAAAACUGCCAGAUUAUUCCUCUGAGGAAAUAAUGAGGGAACGACUUCUAGCUGCUACAAGAGAAAAAGGUUUUCAUCUGAACUGAUCUAAGUGUAUUUUAGUUAAAAUUAAGCUGUCUUUGGUUAUUUCCUUGUUAUAUCAGAACUGGAAAAGAAAUUUCUGUUGUGGCCUGAAAUUCUCAGGGAUUUCCGACUGAGAAUAACACAAACUGUGUGCCUCCCCUAGUCCUCCAAUUUGUCAAAUCAUGAGAGCUUCCUUCAAGUGAGAUAAGUACAUUAAGAACUGUUGAAGUACUUGUCCAUUAUACUUUUUUACUGUAAAGGAUUAAUAAUUGCCUUUUUCAAGUGGUGCCUCAUGAUAUGCAACAACAGUGCAGUUAGUUGCUUUGAAGAAUGUAAAUAGUUCCCUUUUGGGAAAACACUUGUGAUAUUGCUGUGUUUAUUAAUUAAUGAAGGGGAUGUUGUAAACAUUUAUUGUACGUUAGUAAAUACUUUAUAGCUUUCCUCGCAUCAGAUUUUGAGCUGGACCUUGGAUGAAGACUCCAGUUUAUUCAUUUUAAUGAUGAAACUGUUGGAUACAGUAAGAUUAUCCAUUCCAUAUCCCAGCACACUAAAAACAAUGGAUAGAAGAAAAAGUGAUGCUGGAAUAAAUUUUAUGAAGAAACAAAAUUAUUUUGAUUUGUUUAUUUUUGCUGUUUCCAAGAGAAAUUGUAGAUUAAAUUAAUACAAUUAUUUCACCCUUCCCACAAUUUCAUUAAUUUUCCUAUGUAAAUUUUAAAAUGAAAAGGAUCAAUUACAUUUUUCAGAAUUUAAUCUGCAAAUUAUGUGUGUUCAUUAUGAAUUAAACUGAGAAAUUACAGUAUGAAUGGUGAAUUAAAUAUGCAUGUAUAUAUUCAUGAAAUAAUCUAUGAUUUUUAAUUUAUUUGAAUAAAAUUGAUUUUCCUGCCUGUAAAAGUUUGCUUAAAUCAGUAUGUAUGUGUACUAAUAUCUGUAAGUCAGCUUACAGUAUUUAAAUAUGUGUCGUCUUCAGAUAAUGUGCAAUUGGUUUCAAUAUUUUAUAUGUAGCACUUGUGGUGCUAAGAUCAUGAUGCAUAUAUUUAGAUUUGUAGCUAAGUUUGGUGGACUGUUUUGUUUUGAACAAUUUUCGUUGCUUCUCAUUUUAGUAUUGUUGUCAAAUAGCAUACUUUUAUGAAAUCCAUUGGAAUACAAAUUAAUUCUAUGUUGUAACAAAUUAAAAAAAUCUACAUGAUUUAAAAAUCAAAAAUUAAAGAAAUUUUUGGUAAUAAUUCGUAAUAAAAUUAUUUGAAAAAAUU
Molecule: messenger RNA, 2892 nt
Organism: Stegodyphus dumicola
Lineage: Eukaryota; Metazoa; Arthropoda; Arachnida; Araneae; Eresidae
Gene: Ufd4
Product: ubiquitin fusion-degradation 4-like
Biological process (GO): protein K63-linked ubiquitination; proteasome-mediated ubiquitin-dependent protein catabolic process; anatomical structure development
Cellular component (GO): nuclear speck
Molecular function (GO): metal ion binding; protein binding; ubiquitin protein ligase activity
Source: RefSeq, a predicted model, not a curated record